GCCGGCCCCUCGCCCUCCCCGGCCCCUCGCCCUCCCCGGUCCCCCGCCGCCGGGAUGCUGCCGUGCGCCGCGGCCGGGCGCUGAGCCGCCGCCGGCCCGGGAGCCGCGCCGCCCCCCCUGCAGCCCCCGGCGGGAGCAUCGCGCUGCGGGUCACCUUGCAAGGAGGAAGAUGGGAGCCACUGCCCCGGUGUGACCAGUCUCUAAGGUACAACAAAAUAAAGACCGCUCGUCCCACUCCCUCAGACACCUCCCAGUAUGGAUGGCUUGGUUGAGCAGAACAGCGUGCUAAUGCACAACAAGAUCGCUGAAGCUGGGAAAAGGAAUGGUUUAAUUAAUACAAGGAACUUAGUGGCAGAGAGCCGAGAUGGUCUGGUCUCUGUGUACCCGACCCCCCAGUACCAGAGCCACCGAGCAGGCAGCCUUUCCUCUCCCAGCUGCCUGGAGAAGGGCAGGAACGACCCCGUGCAGCAGCUCCUGGACCCCAACAUGCUGCAGCAGACGGUGGAGUCUCACUACCGGCCCAACAUCAUCCUCUACUCGGAGAACGUGCUGCGCUCGUGGGGUGAGAGCAUCGGCUCGGAAUGCUGUGAAACCACCUUCAUCGAGGACCGUUCUCCCACCAAAGACAGCCUGGAGUACCCGGACAGCAAGUUCAUCGAUCUCUCAGCAGAUGACAUCAAGAUUCACACCCUCUCCUAUGAUGUGGAGGAAGAGGAGGAUUUCCAGGAGCUAGAGAGCGAUUACUCAAGUGACACCGAAAGUGAAGACAAUUUCCUGAUGAUGCCACCAAGAGAUCAUCUCGGCCUCACUGUGUUCUCCAUGCUCUGUUGCUUCUGGCCUUUGGGAAUUGCUGCCUUUUACCUGUCUCAUGAGACAAACAAAGCAGUAGCCAAGGGGGACUUCCACCAUGCAAGCUCCAGCUCCCGGCGAGCACUCUUCCUGGCUGUCCUGUCCAUCACAAUCGGAACUGGCAUCUACGUUGGGGUGGCUGUGGCUCUCAUUGCCUAUCUGUCCAAAAACAAUCACUUAUGAGCCUCAGGAAAGGGGGAGAACCAGCCACCCGGCGCCUGCACUGCAGAACUCCCCAGCAGAUCAGACUGCAUGAUUUUCCAAAAAGAUCAAGAGACAAACAAACACCUUCUGGGGGCAGGUACAGGAUAAGACGGGCUUGUGCAUUAUCGUAGGGUGGGAAGCUGGCUGGGGUGGGGAUAGUUCCAUCGUUUGUGAUGCACAAGUCUUGCUUCUCUUCACGAACCCCCGUACAAGAAAGAAAGAAGGAGAGAAAGAGUGAGAGAGAGAAAGAAAAAGGAAAGUGAGAGAGAGAGAAAAAAAACAAAACCAAAACCAGAAGGAAGGCAGCUGGGGGAGGUGUGGAGAGGGGUGUUUUGCCUUUGCCUUCUUUGCAAUACGGUGUUUACAAGGAGCUGGCAAACUGAGCUGUUCUCUUAAUACUUUCUUGGUCACCUGAAUUUUUCAGCCAGCAUGAGCUUGUGCUUAGUUUGCUCGUUAAGCACGGCACUGAGAUCUGGGAAAGCACGGACAGUGGCUGGUUCUCUGAAAGAGCAAUAUAACAACAGGAGGAAGAAUAUGUUUUCUUUUUUUCGAAUGCAGGACUCAUUUGCCUGAGAGUGAAACAGAGACCUCAGCGCAGAAUGGUAUUGCCUACUCUUCUUGUGUGGGCAGGUUUCCAUGGAAGGAGAAAAGGAAAUAAAAAAUAUUUUUUCUUUCCUAUCCUUGUUUUUGGAUUAAGAUGUGACCCACAGGCCCACCCAGUGCAGAACAGCUGAGGUUACUGCAUGACUUGGCUCCGCAGACUGAGUGUGAGGUCGAAGUAGCAUGGGAUCCGCUGUAAAAAGAAUUCCUCCAUCCAGUCACAUCGUGACAAUGGCACAUUCCUGUGGCGUUUUGCUCAUCGGCGUUGCUCCGCCUUACCGUGGAGACCCGCGUAGCAGUCAAUGCAAGAAACCUGGGGGGGG
Molecule: messenger RNA, 1976 nt
Organism: Chroicocephalus ridibundus (black-headed gull)
Lineage: Eukaryota; Metazoa; Chordata; Aves; Charadriiformes; Laridae
Gene: SYNDIG1
Product: synapse differentiation inducing 1
Exons: 4
Coding region: 256-1032 (258 amino acids)
Biological process (GO): positive regulation of synapse assembly; synaptic vesicle clustering
Cellular component (GO): synaptic vesicle membrane; intracellular membrane-bounded organelle; excitatory synapse
Source: RefSeq, a predicted model, not a curated record